This is a messenger RNA of Cokeromyces recurvatus, 1662 nucleotides long. Its product is annotated as cation efflux family-domain-containing protein. The coding region runs from base 25 to 1569 and encodes 514 amino acids. Lineage: Eukaryota; Fungi; Mucoromycota; Mucoromycetes; Mucorales; Mucoraceae. Gene Ontology annotation, molecular function: monoatomic cation transmembrane transporter activity. Gene Ontology annotation, cellular component: membrane. The record is from RefSeq and is a predicted model, not a curated record. Gene Ontology annotation, biological process: transmembrane transport; monoatomic cation transport. The transcript is spliced from 6 exons.
CUUUUUUUGUGAAUAAAAACAUUGAUGUAUCAAACAAGACAGUUUACAAAGAGAAGGCCUCGAUCUCCUUUAUUACAUCAGCAGCAGGCAGUAGAUGGCUUACAGAUUGGUGUGAAUAAGUCUCAUUUUCCUCAAAAUGGUUUAGCCAUUCAAAGUAAUGCUCCUAUUCAUACAACACGAUCUUUUACACCUACAAAAAACGAGAUUCAUGAUGAACAUGAACAUAACCCCAUUACCAACCAAGCCUUGACUUAUCAAAAUAGUCAUCUUUACCAAUCGACAAACUUUGAAACGCAUCAGCCUUCAGAUAAUCAAGCUCAUAAUCAUUCUCAACAAGAUAGUCAUGCUUAUCAUUAUGACCAUUUGCAUAAUGAUUAUGGCAAUAGUACUCACAACCAUCAUAGUCAUGAGAAUAUCGAUACUAAUCAUCAUGAACAUCAUGGACACCAUGAACAUCAUGGACACCAUGGACAUCAUGAACACCAUGAACAUCAUGAACACCAUGAACACCAUCACUGUGGCGAUGCUCAUACAAAAUUUUCUCAAGUUUAUACCCAACCUUUGCCUUCAUAUUCAUCUAUAUUUAUGUCCUUAGUUCCAUUUCAAAAGACCCUUUUUACUUACUUUUUAGGUCAAAUGGUGCUUGGUAUGAUUAUAUGGUAUUUAGGUGUAAAUCGUGAAAGUUUAGCUAUUGUUGGUUUUUCAUAUCUUACUUUAUUUGAUGCAUUUGGUACUCUAAAUACGUUUGUAUCAAGUGUACUUCAUUUGAACCCAGCAUUUACGACCAUUUGUACAAAAAGACCUUUUGGCGUUAAACGAUUUGAAAUUAUCUUUGCCCUUGUUAAUACUAUCUUUUUAUUAUUUGGAGCAAUGUAUACUACAAAGGAAUCGUUAGAGCAUUUAUUAUUGGAAGAGCAUCAUAAUGAGGAACAUCAUAGAGCAGAUAGUAGUUCUGUUUCAUCCUUUAGUUUAUUAGUGUUGCUAUUAAUAGCUAUUGGAGCUUCUUUUACGACUAAUAUUAGCUUUGAAAAUCAUGAAAAUUUGGUUCGGCUCUUAAAGAAAAUACCCCAAAUCUCACAAGAAUAUUCUUAUUUUCAAAUAAGAGGCUUAUCCAAGAUAAACAAACAUACUAUUAAUAAGCUUUUAAAGAAUGUGUAUUCGUCUUCUAUCAUCAUUACUGGAUGUUUCCUGUUCAUGGUCAAUUUGUUUAGCUUAUCUUCACCAGCUUUAGAUAAAUGUUUAGCAAUUACAGAGGCAAUACUGAUGCUCUAUCUUGGUGUAAUGACAGCUACAGCAUUAAUUAAAAUAGUGUUGCAAACUACACCUGAUUCUAUGAUUACAACUAUAGAGCAGAAUAUUCGUUUAAUUCAACAACAAGUCCCCAAUGUGAUAUCUGUUGACAAAGUUCAUUUCUGGCAGACUGCAUAUGGUAAAGAUAUCGGCACAGUCGAGAUCAAAGUUAGACCUGAAGCAGAUGAAGACGCAGUUAUCAGUGCUAGCUUUGAUAUUUUGGAGCCUCUAAUUAGGGAAAGUAAUGGUGAAUUAACCAUCAGUGUAUCAAAAAAAUGAUUCAUCUAUUGUACUGUUUAUUAUUCCAUUCCAUAAUCUAGAUCUAGAUACAUAUAUUUUUUUUUUCAAAAAUUAAUAAAGCCUUUUUUUUUU